Nicotiana attenuata is the source of this 1649-nucleotide messenger RNA. Its product is annotated as VQ motif-containing protein 9-like. The transcript has a single exon. The record is from RefSeq and is a predicted model, not a curated record. The coding region runs from base 444 to 1397 and encodes 317 amino acids. Lineage: Eukaryota; Viridiplantae; Streptophyta; Magnoliopsida; Solanales; Solanaceae.
UUUAAGCUAAAGCAAAUCCCUUUCCGCCCCUAAAUUAACCCCCAGUCCCAGACAUGUCCUCUCUUUUUCUUCCUUUGAUUCACUUUCUUUCUUUCUUCCUCUGGUCUUACAGAAAAGGAACAUGGUUUGCUGUAUCAAGUUUGAAUCUAUGUAAUCUUACAACUUGAUUACUUUAAUACUAAUAAAAGGCAUAAUCUUUAAUUUAUUACUGUUUUAAGUCCUAUUUAUUUCCUAUAUAAUAUAUUUGUCCCUACUCUGUGGUCACCCCUCUCUCUUGUUAAAAAGUCUGCAGGAUAAGCAAGAAAAAAUAGAUACUCUACUCUUUUUCUUUUUUAUUAUAUACAACCCCACUAAUAACCCCAUUUUCUAGAGAGAGGAAGUGUUGGACUGUUCUAGAGUGAGAAAGUUUUGGAAGCUCACCUCUGCUGCUCUUCUAUUUGUUAAUGGAUAAUAAAAGCUGUAAUUCAUCUGGUGGUGACGCUGAUUCUACUUCUGCUACGAGUAGUAGCAGCAGUGGUAAUAGGGACAUGUAUUUGAAACACCUUAACAAAAUCUCCCAUAAGAUUUCUAAACCCAUUAGAAAACCUCCUCCUCCUCCUCCUCUUUUUGACAACAACCAGAAUCUUCAGACGCGUCCCCAGGCACAGACCCAACACGCGCCACCACCGGGACCGCCUCUUCAGAAUUUGCAGCCUCAACCGCAGCAACAGCCACCGGUCUAUAAUAUUAACAAGAGUGAUUUUAGAGAUGUUGUUCAGAAGCUUACUGGUUCGCCUGCUCAUGAACGAAUUUCUACUCCUCCGCCUAUACAGCAGCCUAAGGCUCCGAGUUCACGGUUGCAGAGGAUCCGUCCUCCGCCGCUUGCUCAGAUUACCAACCGGCCUCCUCCCUUCGUGAACGCUUCUAAUGCUGUUGCUGGUGGAGGUAUUGGAUGUGGUGGUGGAUUUGUUGGCGGUCAACGGCCUGUUCAAGCACAGCCGUUAUCUCCUCUUCCGCCGUUUCCAGGGGUACAUGCCUCGGCGGAAUCGCCGAUCUCCGCUUACAUGAGGUUUCUGCAGAGCUCAAUCGCCUCUGGUCCCAGUGGGUUAUCACCACUGGCUCCGCGGUGGAACAGCGUUGGUCCGCCGCAGCAGCAGCCGCCGUUUCCACCUCAGUCGUUUCCGCUGCAGCAGCAACAGAACAUUCCUCCGCCGCCGACAACGUCUUCUUCCGUUUUACCUCCGUUUCCAGCUUUUCCGUCAUCGCCGCUGCCGUUUGGGUGUUUGCCGUCGCCAAAAUCGCCGUACGGUUUGCUGUCUCCCAGUCUGCUGCUUUCACCGUCCGGUCACCUAGGGUUUCAGCAGCUCCCUCUCUCGCCGACACUUCCUGUGCCAAGCCCAAAAUGGAAGGGUAUUUGAGGAAUUUCAUAGAAACAUUAAAAAAAAGGUAAGUCUUUUAGGAGUUUUAAAAAUCUAUAUUUUGUUUUUUUUUUUUUUUUUUUACAAUAGAAAUAUAUUUUGUACAUGUACAUUUUGGGGGGAAUUUGAUUGGAUUAUAUUCAAGAGUAGUCUUUUAUGCCCAAAUAUGAUGAUGUAGCUAUCAAAUGGCUAAUUAGGGUUUGUUUUGUACAUGACUGUUAAAGACAAUGAAGAGAAUUUUUUGUUUGUUAA